UUUCCAUACAAAUUUAUUUCACAGCACUGGGUCAUUAUUCUAGUCUUAAAUAAUUCAUAACUGUUCGUAGAUAUGCGUGGUUAAUUUAAGCAUAAGUAUUGUGGCAUUAUUUCUAUUUCAGUAUGUGUAACAAGUGUAUGUGAUAAACAACUAUUCAUAUUUUCGUGCUUAAUAACAGAUAAUAAACGAGAUGUCUCCCAAUGCUACGGACACGCUGCUUCCGCAACACAAACCUCUUCAAGUGCAGCAGUCCAGGGCUCCUCGUCCAAUCGCGGAUUUGGAAAAGGCUACUUCUACGGAAUCUUGCAAAGACAUUGGGGUCACAGAAUGCAACUGCAAAGAAAUGGAAUUAGGUGCAGGAGAUGCGGUGUUUGCUUGCUUCGUGGUAGCGCCGCUAGUAGUGGGUUUUUGGCGUGGGACCUGGGGCUUAAUGGACCUCGCUCCGGACAGCUUCCCCUACGCGCAGACCUACGUGCUGGCCAUCAUGGUGCACGUGUGCUUCGCGUUACUGAGAUCGUACCUGCUAUCCCGAUCGGUAGGGGCCUGGGGCGAAGAGAAACGCGCAGGACGGUGGCUGAGAGAGCGCGCUCUGUCCCGGCUGUACGCCUACAUGUUCAUGAUGUCCAACAUCAUGCACUGGCGCGGCGGCUGGGGCCUGUUCGAUGGCGCUGUGGCGCUCAUGGUUCCCGCAGGCGAGGAUAAGUACAGGCCCAUCGCUAUUGCCGCAUUGACGCUGAUAUUCUACGUAUGCUUGUUGGGUUUGCGGGCCUCGAAGAAUUUACUGGCGCCCCCGUACUUCCUCGUCACGGACGGCAAAGAGCCCACCUACAUCUUUACCACGCGCUUCAAGACCAAAGUAAGUUGA
This is a messenger RNA of Leguminivora glycinivorella, 865 nucleotides long. RefSeq lists its product as uncharacterized. Lineage: Eukaryota; Metazoa; Arthropoda; Insecta; Lepidoptera; Tortricidae. Gene Ontology annotation, biological process: clustering of voltage-gated calcium channels; neuromuscular synaptic transmission; neuron-neuron synaptic transmission. The coding region runs from base 191 to 865 and encodes 224 amino acids. The transcript is spliced from 5 exons. The record is from RefSeq and is a predicted model, not a curated record. Gene Ontology annotation, cellular component: presynaptic membrane.